AUGGCUCCCGAAGAGAUAUCAAGGAAGAGACCAAGAACGCAGUCAUGUCCACCACCCGCACUUCCACAGCUUGUCGCCGAGCAGCACGUCCCUAUCGCCGCCAAUGAUAAAGACACCCAAAGACUCGUGGUCGUCCUGUCCAAUGCGAGUCUAGAGACAUACAAAGCAUCACACGGUGGACGGUCGGGGAAUAUGCGAGACGAGAAAUACUCCCUGCUAAACAGCGACGAGCAUAUCGGAGUUAUGCGAAAGAUGAACCGAGAUAUCAGCGACGCACGGCCGGAUAUCACGCAUCAGUGCCUUCUUACGUUGCUUGAUUCGCCAGUGAACAAGGCUGGAAAGCUACAGAUUUACAUCCACACCGCAAAAGGUGUCCUCAUCGAAGUCAGCCCCACAGUCCGAAUUCCUCGUACCUUCAAGCGCUUUGCCGGUCUCAUGGUACAGCUUUUACAUCGGCUCUCCAUUCGCUCUACCAAUUCACAAGAGAAGCUACUCAAAGUCAUCAAGAACCCCAUCACGGACCACCUUCCGCCCAACUGCCGAAAGGUCACCCUCAGUUACGAUGCUGAAGUCGUUCGGGUCAAAGACUACAUCGAAGACAUAGGCCCCAAUCAAAGCGUUUGCGUCUUCGUCGGUGCCAUGGCUAAAGGCAAGGACGAUUUUGCAGAUAUGUACAAGGAUGACGCUAUCAGCAUCAGCAAUUACAGCUUGAGCGCUAGCGUAGCAUGUGGCAAGUUCUGCAAUGCUGUGGAAGACGUGUGGAACAUCGUCUAG
This is a messenger RNA of Letharia columbiana, 774 nucleotides long. RefSeq lists its product as uncharacterized. Gene Ontology annotation, biological process: rRNA base methylation. NCBI's taxonomy places the organism in Eukaryota, Fungi, Ascomycota, Lecanoromycetes, Lecanorales, Parmeliaceae. The transcript is spliced from 3 exons. Gene Ontology annotation, cellular component: nucleolus; small-subunit processome. The coding region runs from base 1 to 774 and encodes 257 amino acids. Gene Ontology annotation, molecular function: rRNA (pseudouridine) methyltransferase activity; rRNA binding. The record is from RefSeq and is a predicted model, not a curated record.